AUGACCAAUUCUCAAGAACUAACGGAACAACUCAAAGAAAUGGCCCAAAAAAUAUUCGUAAUAAUUUUCUGCUUCACUGUACCAUUAAGUGAAGCAUUACGAUUUUUAGUAUUUGUGCCUGUAUAUACUAAAAGCCAUAGCAUUUUGGGGCAUGCCCUAGUUGACCACCUUCUGGCUUCUGGACAUGAGGUUGUUCAUAUAACUUCACAUCCGAAGAGAAAACCAGUGCCAUAUUUACGAGAAAUCAAUGUUCUUGAUAUAUCUAUGAAGAUAAUUUCAAAGUAUCGUACUGAUGAUGUCCUAAACAUCAAAAAUAUUGUAAGCAAAGGCUCCAAUCCUCUGUUCUUUAUAACUGUUGUCCAUGAAAUGCAUAAGCAAGUAUUUGAAGAUCCAGAAAUUAUUGAGUUCUUCAGCGAUCCCAAUCAGAAGUUCGACGGAGUUAUUGUGGAAUGGCUUUUCUCGAAUUUUGUUGCAGGGAUUGCUCCACUAUUUAAAUGCCCAUUGAUAUGGCUAGCAACAACACAGGCGCACUGGCAAGUCUUGGAUUUAGUUGACGAGAUUCCAAACCCAGCAUUCAGUGCUGACAUAUUUUCAUCAAACAUACCUCCUUUUAGCUCUUGGCAGAGGCUUGAAGAGUUAUGGGCUAUUGUCAAACGGUCUAUUGAAUUCAGAUAUUUCAUCACACCAGUGGAGAAAGAAAUUUUCGAUUCAUCACUAAGAAAACUAGCGAAGAAACGAGGACUAACUAUGCCCUCAUAUGAAGAAGCAAUUUAUAACGGAUCUUUGCUGUUAAUAAACUCCCAUCCAUCUAUCAGCCAGCCAUACAGAUUGCCCCAGAAUGCCAAAUAUGUCGCUGGUUUUCAUAUAGAUGCAAAUGUGAAACCAUUGCCAUUGGAUCUUCAGCAUUUGAUGGACAAAGCCAAGUACGGUGUUAUCUACUUUAGUAUGGGUUCGCACACACCAAGUGUGUAUAUGAGUGAUUACAUGAAAAAUUCACUUGUGAUUAUGUUUUCGAAAUUACGGGAAACAGUGAUUUGGAAAUUUGAAGGCGAUAUGCAAAAUAUUCCUGACAAUGUUCAUCUGGUGAAAUGGGCACCCCAGCAAAGUAUUUUAGCGCAUCCCAACCUAAAACUCUUUAUAACCCAUGGUGGCCAAUUGUCUACGACUGAAGCGAUACACUUUGGCGUACCAGUUAUUGGUAUUCCUACUCUAGGAGACCAGUAUAUUAAUAUGAGAACUGUUACACAAAAGGGCUUCGGUGUGACUGUAAAUUUGGCUGAAAAUAUGGUGACAGACUUAUACAAAGCAAUCAAGGAGGUUUCAGCUAAUCCUACUUAUAAAAGAAAAGCAAAAGAACUGUCAAAAAUUUACCACGAUCGUCCAUUAAGUCCAAAAAGCGAGAUACUAUUUUGGAUUGAGCACGUUGUCAAAACCAAAGGUGCACUGCACUUGCGAUCUCCGGCAUUGCAAGUUCCUUUAUAUAAAAAAUUAUAUGUUGACCUUUUGGUUAUAGAAUUUUAA
Zerene cesonia (dogface butterfly) is the source of this 1521-nucleotide messenger RNA. Its product is annotated as UDP-glucosyltransferase 2-like. The coding region runs from base 1 to 1521 and encodes 506 amino acids. The transcript has 10 exons. The record is from RefSeq and is a predicted model, not a curated record. Gene Ontology annotation, molecular function: UDP-glycosyltransferase activity. NCBI's taxonomy places the organism in Eukaryota, Metazoa, Arthropoda, Insecta, Lepidoptera, Pieridae.